This is a messenger RNA of Stegastes partitus (bicolor damselfish), 2236 nucleotides long. Its product is annotated as ras-related protein Rab-11B-like. The transcript is spliced from 5 exons. The coding region runs from base 104 to 760 and encodes 218 amino acids. NCBI's taxonomy places the organism in Eukaryota, Metazoa, Chordata, Actinopteri, Pomacentridae. Gene Ontology annotation, molecular function: GTP binding; GTPase activity. The record is from RefSeq and is a predicted model, not a curated record.
UUGUGCCCUUCCUUGAAGGCGGUGUCUGCUAGUUAGCUGCCGGCGGUGAAGCUUGUUGUUGUUGUUUUUUGUUUGUGGGAAAGUAUAAAAAUAUUCUUCUAAGAUGGGAACUCGAGAUGACGAAUACGACUACCUGUUCAAAGUUGUGCUAAUCGGUGACUCUGGAGUCGGGAAGAGUAACCUGCUGUCCCGCUUCACGAGAAAUGAGUUCAACCUGGAGAGUAAGAGCACCAUCGGGGUGGAGUUUGCCACCCGCAGCAUCCAGGUGGACGGCAAGACGAUAAAAGCUCAAAUCUGGGACACAGCUGGGCAGGAGCGCUACAGAGCCAUCACCUCAGCGUAUUAUCGGGGUGCAGUUGGGGCUCUCCUAGUUUACGACAUCGCCAAGCACCUGACAUACGAGAACGUGGAGCGCUGGCUGAAGGAGCUGAGGGACCACGCUGACAACAACAUCGUCAUCAUGCUGGUGGGAAACAAGAGCGACCUCCGUCACCUCAGAGCCGUGCCCACUGACGAGGCUCGGGCAUUUUCAGAGAAGAACACUCUCUCGUUUAUUGAAACUUCUGCCUUGGACUCCACUAAUGUAGAAGAAGCAUUCAAGAGCAUUCUCACAGAAAUCUACCGUAUUGUAUCUCAGAAGCAAAUAUCGGACAGGUCCGGACACGAUGAUUCUCCAGGAAACAACGUAGUGGACAUAAGCGUCCCUCCGACCAUGGACGGGCAGAGAGGCAACAAACUCCCUUGCUGCCAAAGCCUGUGACCUCCUUCUUUGCUUUUCCUGUUUGAUUUUCUAUCAACUUUCCUGUCUGUACCUCUGCUUUCCUUCAGAUGUCAUGCUGCUGGUUCAGACGUCUCUGACACCAAGACUCUUAUAUUUGACAUUCCUUUUUGCUGGUUUCUUUCUUUGUCUUACUCUUAUUUCAGAAAAACCUUUCUACAAUACUUUACGGCCGUAAUAAUAGCCUGGAGGCGGAGUGUAAAGCUAUUAGGAGGUCGAUCCUGCGGCUGUAGUGAACUACAAUUUAUUUUUAAUCCACUAGAUGAUGAUCCUUUUGACCCACUCCUGUUGAAGGAAUGGUGAGGGAUCAGCAGGUCUGCGUAUCAGCGCUCCGAGUUGUUUCUACUUGCCUCCUUUUCUCAGCCUCCACACAGAUUAAAAACACGAUCUUCCAAUGUGGAGUCGCAGUUUCAUGUCUGUUUUAUCCGAUCUCUUGCAAUAAGUGUAUAGAAGAGGAGAUGAGCAGAAGGUACAUUUGGAGCACUGAUGUGUUGUCUUUUUGGAGUUUCUGGUUGCCUCUUUAGUUUGAGUUUUGUUCUUUGAGCCCUUUUUGCCCACAGUGGCAUGAAAUUAGCACGAGCCGGGGACCAGACUGGCCGUGACUGACUGACUUAAUAUGGGCAAGUGUGAAACAAACAGCAAGUUUUUAUUUGUGUGCGAAUGUGUGUGUAUGUAUGUGUGUGUGUGUGUGUGUGUUAAAUCUUAGUGUGCAAAGAUACCAAAGGAAAACAAUGCAAUCAAAAAUCUGGGGUUUUCUCAUUCAGGCAUGUUCAGGGCUGCUUGUAAGUUUGCAGAUAAAUGCUGUCAUUGAUAAAUAAGUCCAGGCUAUUUGCAAGAAAUGUGUAGUGCUCCAUAGCAGAGGUGGUAUUCUACAUCGUGUUUAUUGUUUGUGAAAUCAGAGUGUCUGCCUUUUUUGUUCCUCUCUUGGGUUAGCUCAGGUCAAACUAUCUUCAAAAUGAAAAUCCUGUUUGCACUAAUGUCCAGUAGUUUCAAUGGAACAAAUCACUUGUUUUUUUUACACAGCUCAACAUCUAACAUUUCCCUGGUGGUUGUGAGGGAAACAAUGUUGAUAGAAAGGAAAAAUGCACAAAAUGUGGUGCUUUUUUUCCCCUCCUAAACAACAUUUUCCUUUGCUGCCAUUUGAAUGUGGUAUCCAUCAAAGGGGAAUGGAUACAGAUGUGUGUAAUCUGAGAACAUUUUAGAUGGAAAACCAAUUGAAAACGCUCCUUCACUCCAGCCACUUUAACGGUUGUUAGCUGAGAAAACGGAACCGAAAAUCAGAAAUGCAAAUUGUUCUUAUGGUUGGAUGAACUGCUUUUAUGUCUGAUUUAUUCCAACACAUCAUGACAUUUCUUUUAAGAACCACAUGUAAAGUGAGUAAACACAUUUGUUUUGCUACCUUUGCAUUACACAGAACAUUUUGAAGCAUAAAUAAACCUCAUUCACAUGAAGACAGGG